Molecule: messenger RNA, 1005 nt
Organism: Boleophthalmus pectinirostris (great blue-spotted mudskipper)
Lineage: Eukaryota; Metazoa; Chordata; Actinopteri; Gobiiformes; Gobiidae
Gene: phyhip
Product: phytanoyl-CoA hydroxylase-interacting protein
Exons: 4
Coding region: 1-1005 (334 amino acids)
Cellular component (GO): cytoplasm
Molecular function (GO): protein binding
Source: RefSeq, a predicted model, not a curated record
AUGGAGGUUGGUCUGUGUACUCCGUGCAACAUCCAAAUUUGUGAGGUGACCUGCGAUUCCUUCCGCAUCAUGUGGGAUAUGACCCCCGAGGACACUGCCAGGGCGACGCAUUUCUUUAUUGACCUGAGUCGGAAAGAUAACCGUGAUCCCAACCGCUUCAAACACCGAGAUGUACCGACUAAGCUUGUAGCCAAGGCUGUCCCACUCCCUAUGGCAGUCAGGGGGCACUGGUUCCUCAGCCCUCGUACGGACUACUGUGUUGCUGUGCAGACUGCAGUCCGACAAGCAGAUGGGGAUUAUCUGGUCUCUGAGUGGAGUCAGGUGGUCGAGUUCUGCACUGGAGACUAUGCCAUCGACCACCUGCAGCAGCUGCAGGAUAAGGCAAAAGGCUCAGCUGGGAGACUGCUUAAAUUCUCUGUGUUUUACCGUAAUCAGCACCCAGAGUAUUUCAACCAUGUCAGAAAGGAGUGUGGUGGAUGGAUGCACCCUGCUCUUAAAGACAACAGUGGAAGUCAUGGCUCUCCUGUCAAUGGGAAAUUACCUGGGGUCUUUUUUAGCUGCAAUACUGAGUUUGACACUGGUCUCCCCCCUAAAGACUCCCCUUACGGACCACUGCGCUUCCAGAUCCCUGCUGGACACCUGCUUAAUCACAACAUAAGUCUAUAUUUUGCAGACUUUUACUGUAUGUACACAGCUUACCACUAUGUCGUGCUGGUACUGACUCCUGUUGGCUCAGAGGGGGAUAACUUUUGUCGAACCCGGCUCCCCAUGUUGGACUUGGCCUCCAACCCGUUCCUGAUGUAUAUUGCCCCCCAGAGGCCAGGAGAGGAGCCUCUGUACUGCCAUUCCAGUGACGUUAUCCUUGAGGUGAUUUUUACUGAACCAGUGCAUUUGGACCAGGGGACAGUGGAGCAGAUCAGCGGUCACCAGCUCAUGAGUCUGACCACAGCCAAUGCCAAGAAGGACCCCAGCUGCAAAGUGUGCAACAUUAGUGUGGGACGUUGA